ACCCCUGGGUUUCAGGCAAGGAUGGGAUCAUAAAUUUCACCCGUGUGUCUAAUUUUGUCGUUCAAUUCUGUCAAAGCCCUCGUGAUUGAGUGGGUUGGAAUACACAGGUGCAGACAUCGGAUGAUUCUCAUUUUCCCGGUGAGAAGGAUAGAAGGCCAGCAAGAUUUUACCACAAUUAUUGCAGCCAUCGUCAGAUGGGUUGUUUCAGUCCCUUUGACACGAUCUCUGUCGCACAGCGCUGGCGGCGUAAUCAUGAUGGUACCGCCCUUUGGAAUGUUGCCUCUAUGCUCCAUGUCCUCGCUGCUUCAGGGACAAAUUACGAUGGUUGAACUGGCCGUCGCACUUGCUGUAUGCAAUGCGUUGAUUCCGCCCGUGGUCCAUGAACAGACGAAUGAAACUGGUGACGGCUUGUGUGAACGCCCUCCGAAUCAGCACCUGGGGACUCAUCUAUGGGAAAAGUUGGAACACGGCUGUUACCGACGCCAACGUAUUGGGUCAUCCAUCCGGUCAACUAGACUUCUGCGUCUCUGCUUUUACGGCAAUCGUGGACCUCUUGAAGGGAUACAGGAAGGGCCAUCCCUGAGAAGGAUGGUUCUUCCCACCGAUGUUCUAUGCCUUGACUAUUGCAUGCAUCGUCGUGUAGUCGUGAUCGGGGCUUAUCAAAAUGAAAUCUCACAAAUGCCAAGUCUGCUUCUCGAAUUGAUGCUGCGAAAUAUCGACCAGGUCUCUGAACUUAUCAGGUGAAAUGACUCUAUGAAUGAUAGGGUUCAAGUUAAGAAGCGGAUUGUAUCGGCAGUGUCAUCCUGAGAGUGCAGUACUUUGGAACAACAUGACUAG
Messenger RNA from Suillus subaureus, 837 nucleotides. RefSeq lists its product as uncharacterized. The record is from RefSeq and is a predicted model, not a curated record. Bases 121 to 744 code for a protein of 207 amino acids. The transcript is spliced from 4 exons. NCBI's taxonomy places the organism in Eukaryota, Fungi, Basidiomycota, Agaricomycetes, Boletales, Suillaceae.